AUGCUGGAUCACCUUGGCGUGCCCUGGCACAAGGCUCCAGGAGAGGCAGAAGCCGAGUGCGCCAAACUUCAACAGGAAGGUCUCGUCGAUGCAGUGUGGUCCGAGGAUGGCGAUGCAUUCAUGUUCGGUUGCAGAGUUCUCAUCAAAAACCUCAAAGGUCCACCUGGUAAGCCCAAGUGCAAGGAGCACGCAAAGCGCUUCAAUAUGGGCACAAUAUGUGGGUUGAAGAAGGGACUGAACAACGAGAAGCCCAUUACGCUCUUUGCUAUGCUGAUCGGACUCGACUACGUCCCCGAAGGACUUCGAGGUUGCGGGAUGGUUCUAGCACAAAAGCUUGUCAAGGAUGGUGCCCUCGCGGAGGAUUCUAAUUUCAAGAACUUCCCCGAUCUUCAGGCCCUGAGAUAUUGUCGAUGGCCAGUCGUGUCUGACGAAGCCACACUCGAAGCACUCCCGUUCUUGCAGGGUGAGUGGUACGGCACCCACACAACCGAAAGCCUCACAACCAUGAUUCCCUGGCUGCAGCACUAUUUCUAUUCCCAAUGGACUACCAUUCGCUGGAUCAGCAAAUUCGUGCCCAUCGAGGUGACCCAAAAGCUUCUAAGGCGCGAAGCUGGAGCCCGGGGCCUCCUCAUUGCCAAGGUCACACAGAAAAGAAAGGAACGUCCGACAACCUCCGUCCAACUCGAUCCUUUUACGGUGUUCCCAGGUAUCGAGAGCGUCUUCAUUGAGUCAGAGAACAACUUUCUCUUGAACAGAUUGCCCAUUGACCAUAAGUUGGCGGGGCAAGCGAUCGAGAACGAGAAUUUCGAGUUGCUCGACGCGAUCUUGGGUCUUGGUAUGGAGGACUCGGAGUUCCAAGCGUGGAACAAGAAGAAGAUGAAUGCGAGAGUGGCGACUAUGGUACACCCGCCUAUCUCUAGAGCGCAGGCGCCCCUGAUGAAGCGAACUUCCGCUAGAGAGCCUCGAGACAAUAGUCAUGUUGGUCAGGAUCCGUCUCCGCUUGCUAGCAGACGCCCCAAAGGGUUCACCUCGAACUUGCUGGUUCACAAGAAGACCACACCGACGACCGCAAGCCCUUCAGGCCGUUCCCCACUAUCCAAGAUUACAAUGAACGCAAGUCCAGCGAGUCCCACCGCCAGUUUUGGAAAGAAGGAACUUGGAAGCUUCGACGUGGGCCAAAGCAGCAAGGACAUACCAGAAAAUGCACAAUCCCGAAGCUCUGGUCUCCGACACGGUAGUAUUCACAAUCCUGAUGACGAGAACAUCCACGAGGAAUCGGUCUCCGCCAAGAAGAGAAAGCUGGAGGAACCCGUUGCGGAGAACGUACAAGCCGAAGAGACUCCCGGGGCGAGAGCGAGACGAACGAUUCUUGAGAUAGAAUCGUACUCCUCUCAGGAUUCAGUUCCGGCUACCAAGGCGAAAGGACAGAAGAAACGUAAAUCUGCUGUUGGGGAGUCUCUGAAAGGUGCCGCUGAGAAGCGGAAGAGUGGUGGUGGCACGACCGAAGAUCCAUUUGUUGUUUGA
Messenger RNA from Colletotrichum phormii, 1524 nucleotides. Its product is annotated as XPG I-region-domain-containing protein. The record is from RefSeq and is a predicted model, not a curated record. The transcript is spliced from 3 exons. NCBI's taxonomy places the organism in Eukaryota, Fungi, Ascomycota, Sordariomycetes, Glomerellales, Glomerellaceae. Bases 1 to 1524 code for a protein of 507 amino acids. Gene Ontology annotation, molecular function: 5'-flap endonuclease activity.